AUGCAAGUAGAAAAUUUAUUUACUUCUUCACUGCCGCUACGCUUGUGGUGUCGUAUUACAAUGCAAAUGCAAGGCAUGAAUCAAUAUGGAAAUCGAGGAUUUGGCGGACCCCCGCAACCACAAAGGCAAGGAGGUCGCCGUGGAUACAAUCGCGGUGGAUUUCGUAAUUCAAGAUUUGAUCAUAACAAUCAAAGGAAUCAGAAUAAUGGACAAGGAGGUCAACGACCCAAUAAUGAGCCAGUAAAGCAACCACCUGUUGUUGAGAAGCAGCAGCAGCCACCACAAAAGGAUAAGCCCAGUGAGGUAGCUCAACCGUCACCUGCACCAACGCCUACUCCACCUCAGCAACCACAGCAGCAGGUAAAUCGCAAUCAACAACAAAACCAACGGCAGCAGCAACAGCAGCCACAGCAGCAGCAACAAAACCAGCGGCAACAACAACCGCAGCCCCCACAGCAGCAGCAAAACCAGCGUCAGCAGCAAACUCAGCCCCCACAGCAGCAGCAAAAUCAGCGCCCGCAGCAGCCUCAACUGCAACAGCAGCAACAAAAGCCUCACAAUGUUCAACAGGUCAAGCCUGAAUCUCAAGACAAUGUUGAUAAGGCUAUCAUUAACAAUGAGCAAAAGAAUCAGGGCCCUAAUAUCAGUCAAAAUCCAUUCCAAAAGAAUGUCAAUGGUAACUUCGGUGGUAGUAACAAACAAGGUGGGACAUGGAGUCAAGGUGGCCAAGGCGCGCCAGGUGGAUCUCACAAGCAAAACCAGAAUCAAAAACCAUUUGGUUCAAAAUCUGGUGGGGGACCAGGGCCAGCACGGAAUCAGCAACGCAACAGUAUGCGUGGACCACCACAGGAUGGAAAACCGGUUCAGCGUGAGGAGCAAAUGUUGGCCAAUAAGUUAAAAGAUCUUGUGGGACCUUUGGUUGAUUUGCCUCCAAUUGACCAAACCGAAGUGAAGUUCAAUGGCAGAAGUAGAUUGUACAUUGGAAAUCUAACAAAUGACAUUACUGAAGAAGAAAUUAUAGGCCUGUUUAGUCAAUUUGGCGAAGCCGCCGAACUGUUUGUCAACAAAGAAAAGAACUUUGGAUUUAUAAAAAUGGACUACAGGGUGAACGCAGAAAAAGCUAAAAGGGAACUUGAUGGGCAAAUUAGGAAUGGUCGCACACUUCGAGUGAGAUUUGCUCCACAUAACAGUGCCGUUCGUGUAAAGAACCUCCCCCCAUUCGUGUCGAAUGAGCUUCUGUAUAGAGCUUUUGAAAUAUUCGGAAAGAUAGAACGCGCUUAUGUGAGAGUCGAUGAAAGGGGGAAAACAUUGGGGGAAGGUGUGGUGGAGUUUGCGCGCAAACCAAGCGCUCUAGCUGCGAUCCGCAACUGCACAGAAAAAUGCUUUUUCUUGACUUCAUCUCUCCGCCCUGUGAUUGUUGAAAACUUUGAGGAGCCUGAUGAGUUUGAUGGUUACCCAGAGAAGAAUUUACCUAAGAAACACCCAGAAUAUAUGCGGGCCCGUGAGGUCGGGCCCCGUUUCUCGGAGGCGGGCAGCUUUGAACAUGAGUAUGGUACAAGGUGGAAGCAGUUGCAUGAACUUCACCGCCAGAAGGAAGAAGCGCUUAAAAAGGAGUUGGCGGCAGAAGAAGAGAAACUUGAAGCUCAGAUGGAGUAUGCUAAGUACGAGCACGAGACGGAGCUACUGCGCGAGCAGCUGCGCCAGCGCGAGCAGGACCGCGAGCGGCAGAAGCGCAGCUGGGAGAUGGCGGAGCGCGCGGCGGACGAGCGGCGCGACGCCGAGCGCCAGCAGCUGCUGCGCCAGGAGGAGGAGCUCGCGCAGCGCAUGCGCCUGCAGGACGACGAGCUGCGCAGGCGCCAGCAGGAGAACACGCUCUUCGUGCAGGCCCAGCGACUGAAUUCUAUCUUGGAUCGUCAAGAGCAGGGCAUGUUUGAUCAGCAGCAGCCAAUGGAUGGAGGCUUCAGGGACCAGUACGACAUGCCACGUGGAGGUUAUGACGACAUGCCGCCGCAGAACCGCGGUUGGGAAGGACCGCGCCUUAUGGACGAUUACCCUAACAAGCGUCGUCGCUUU
Iphiclides podalirius (scarce swallowtail) is the source of this 2073-nucleotide messenger RNA. The record is from the annotation of a GenBank genome assembly. NCBI's taxonomy places the organism in Eukaryota, Metazoa, Arthropoda, Insecta, Lepidoptera, Papilionidae.